Messenger RNA from Phragmites australis (common reed), 2337 nucleotides. Its product is annotated as glutathione S-transferase T3-like. The record is from RefSeq and is a predicted model, not a curated record. Lineage: Eukaryota; Viridiplantae; Streptophyta; Magnoliopsida; Poales; Poaceae. Bases 1193 to 2179 code for a protein of 328 amino acids. The transcript is spliced from 4 exons.
ACGCUCGAACGUCUCUCCAACCGAUCCCUCAUCGGCCUCCUCAUCUUUGAGGGAUCCCCAUUUUACCUCCGUCGACCCUCAAAUUUAGGAACCGUUGCCGACUCCCUAUCCGUCAACGACCUCUCCUUCCCGUCGCUCCCUCCCGCCACGGACAUUUCCGGCGACGACGCGGCUUGCCCCGCGCCGGCUCCUCCCUUGGCCACCCGCGCCGCCGGCUCCCUUGACCACCCGCUCCGCCGCCCCCUGGGCCACCCGCCCCCGCCCCUGUCUCCGCCCCUCCCAAGCCGCCCCAGCAGAAGCAGCAGGAGGAAGAGAAGGAGCAGGAGGAGGCGGCGGCGUUCGUGUUUCUGGAGCCCGUGCAGGUGGGCGAGGUCACGCAGCGCUCACUCGGCCCUGUGGUCGCAGAACCUCGCCCGGCUGGCUGUUGCCUGGGAGCAAGCGGUCGAGAUCCAUCCCCAACCCCAAGGUGAGCUUGCUGCCCCUCCGGUUCCUGUUCUUGCUCGGUUUGGUACUCCUUGUUCGCAAUCCGCCGACACGGUCGCAAUCCGUCGCUGACGAUUCGUCGCCGGCGAACUUGGCUUCUCCGCCGACGACCUCCAUCCCCCCCGGCGCUUCCAUCUUAUCUCCUCACCCACCUCCCUGCUGCCCCUCUCCAUGCUGCUCUCUCUCUCUGCCCACCCUCUCUCACACUCGGCUGAGCACAACCGGAGCAACAACAACAACACUUCCCUCCUCCCUGCGCAGAUCCACCACAAAGGAGCUGCCAGAACCUCCUCUUCCCAGCCCCCAUCUCCCUCAUUCUCCCUCCUGGUCUCUUCCUUUUUCUUUCUCGGCUGCAAGGAGCAGCAGCUGGUCCUUUCUUCCUCCUUUCUUCUAUCGGCCAAGCACAGAACAACAGAGCAAGAUGAUGGUCCUUCUUGAAAAAGAUUAGCAGUACCGCAUGUUAUUUGAGCCUUAAUUCAGUACCAUCAUUAUUUCCUAUCUUCAUGCUAUCGUUUUUCCCUGUGCUUUCAGGCGCUCCUCUUCUUGGAUCUACUGAAGCAGUUAGAGCUGUUAUUUCUGAAGCAACUUUUGGUCUUCUAGUCAGCGAGAUUAAUCCGGCUGUCAGAGAAAGAAUCACAGGAGUAAUAAAGCAAGAAUUCCUUACGAAGGAAUUGUAAAUGUGAUCGAGCCAAAGGUGCAGGUUAUAAGAAUGGAUGGUUUUUUGGAAUUGAUGAGUGAACAAAACAUUGAAGACAAUGGACCGUAUUGGGAUGAUAGUCAAUUUGUAAGCCCACAUGAGGAGAAACAACUGUCACAUGUAGAAGCUGGUGCGUCCCAAAAAGCAAAAAAGGCUAGAUCAAAAAAUUUCAGUGUAAAAGAAGACAACAUGUUGGUGUCGGCAUGGCUAGAAGUUAGUUUGGAUGCUAUACAAGGGAAUGAACAAUCCCGUGCUACGUAUUGGCAAAGAAUUACUGAUUAUUUUCACGAGAACAAGGACUUUGCAUCUGAUCGUAAUUCCAAUUCUCUCCAGCACCGUUGGUCUAUCAUACUAGAAGGUGUUAACCGGUUUUGUGGAUGUUAUGUCCAAAUUCAAAACAGGAGGCAAAGCGGCGUGACAGAACAAGAUAAGGUAAUGCAUGCAUGUGAAUUGUAUAAGUCAAAAGACCCCAAGGGCAGAUCGUUCGGAUUGUUGCAUUGUUGGAAUAUCUUGCAGCACGAGCAAAAGUGGAAGGAUAGGUGCGUUCAGAAAAAACAGAAGACAUCCAGCACUGGAAGUCUGUCGUCCACUCCUGAGACCAACGAGAGUCAUCUAGAGGAUGAUGGGGAGGGUCAUACUUCAGAGCCUGUGGUUAGGCCAGGAGGUAGGAAGGCGGAGAAAGAGCGACAACGGCGAGGUAAAAAUCCUGUCUCUCCUGGAGAUAAUCUUUACAUGGAAGCGUUGGAAAAUAUGUGGGCUAAGAAGAAAGAGGCAGAAGCCCUGAAAGAGGUUGCAAAAAAAGAGCGCUAUGAUGAGAGACUUGCACUUGAGAAGAAAAAGAUUGAACUGAAGGAACAAGAUAUUGCGUUAAGGAGAAGGAUUGAAGAUGAUAAGGUGAUGAAUAUGGAUCUUAGUGGUAUGAGUGAGCGACAACGACAAUACUAUACGAGUUUGCAGGAUGAGAUCAUCGCUCGGCGGUUUGGCACAGGCUCGGGUUGAGCUACUUCAUAUAUGGAACUUUAAGUAUUUUGUUGGCACUUUAAAUAUGUUGUAUGAACUUUAAGUAUGUUGUAUGAACUUUAAGUAUGUUGUACGAACUCUAUGUUAGUUGUAUGGACUAUCUAUGUUAGUUGUAUGGACUAUCUAUGUUAGUUGUA